AUGCCAAAGGAUAAUCUAUUGUUUAAAUUGGAUAAUUUAGAGUAUCAACAACACUAUUUGAAUAAUACUUUAGAUUCGUUUGAACCAAGAUUAAACCAAACCAGAAAGUUUUAUAACGCUAAAGGUAGGAAAACUAUCAAGAAAGUUGAGAAGUUAUUAAAUGAAAUUAAGAUUGAAGAUGUGGAGAGACAGUUGAAUGAAAUUAAACUGGAAAUCUUUGAUAAGAAAAUUCACCAUUUUGAAAAUAACUUGACCAAAAAUCUUAUCAAAUUAUUGGAGAAUGAAAAUUCAAAAUUGAUCAAAAAUUUUGACAAAACUACUUUGGAAGCUAUUAAGAAUCAAUAUGGAAUACCUCAGUUUGCAAAGUUGCUUUGUUUAUCUAAGAGUAUUAAGUUGACUACUGGGAAAAUAGUACCGAAGAGUAAGAAAAUAGAGGAUACUCCACAAUGGUUUGUCAAACAUAACUAUUGGGAAAUAUAUCAGGAUAAGAAUAAUGAAUUCAAUCCAAGUAGGAUAUGGAAUGAAGUUAUAAUGAAGAUUAAGAAAUCAGAUGCUCUUGUAAGUUUAAUAAUGAAUGAUAAGAAAGUGAAGGAUAUUAUUCAAAGUUUUGAAAAUGGUAUGGAUGUCUUCCUAGGUAUAAAUAAGGGUAAGAAAUUACAAAGGGAGAAGAAUGGUUUAAAUAAAGCAUCAUCAUCUAACAAUGAAGUAGAAAUGCAAGAAGAUGAUGCUAGCGAGGAUGAUGAACUUACUGAACGCCCUGCUUUGAGACGUGAAACUCGAGAUGAAGAUCAAGAAAUUGAUGAAGAUGAAAUCCUAAAUCAAUAUGAAGGUAUGCUGGCGGCAUCUGAUGAUGAAGAAGGAGAAGAAGCUUCUGGACUUGAUAAGACUAUUAACUAUAAUGAAGUGACUGAUGAGGAACCAUCUGAUGAUGAAGAUAGUGAAUCUGAAGAACCUUCAAGGAAGAAACCAAAACUUCCUGAGUUGAUGGGUGGUUAUUACAGUGGUGGUGAAUCUAGUGACGACGAAAAAGAGGACAAGAUUGCUAGAGAACAGAUGUCAAAUAAGCCACAAAGGAAAAAUAGACGUGGUCAACGUGCAAGACGUAAGAUUUGGGAAAAGAAAUAUGGUUCUCAAGCUAAGCACGUUCAAAGGGAGGUGGAAAAGGAAUUUGAAGAAAGAAAGCAAAGACAAAUUGCAUAUGAAGAAAGAGCUGCUAAACGUGCUGCCAAGGAAGAAGCUUUCCAAAAGAUGGUACGCGAGCAUGAACUAGAGCGUGAAAGCAAACAAGGACAAAGUAAAUGGCCGAAGGUAAAGGAGCCGCAAGCAGAACAUCCAUCUUGGGUUGCUAAAAGGGUUGCAGAAGAGAAGGAAAAGAAUGCUAAGUUUUCUGGUAAGAAGGUUGUGUUUGAUUAA
Molecule: messenger RNA, 1413 nt
Organism: Naumovozyma castellii
Lineage: Eukaryota; Fungi; Ascomycota; Saccharomycetes; Saccharomycetales; Saccharomycetaceae
Gene: BUD22
Product: Bud22p
Exons: 1
Coding region: 1-1413 (470 amino acids)
Source: RefSeq, a predicted model, not a curated record